GUGGAUGGAGAGGGUGUAGUUGUGUUGGCGAUUUGAUUGGCGUGGUUGCGAUGGCGACGGCGGCCGGGGAAGCGAUGCUCCCCGCUGCCCCGGAGCAGCGAGCGGCGGCGGCCGAGCAGUCCCCGGAUCAGGUUCAGCACCACGGACAGCGACCGCAGUCCCCAGCGCCGUGCAACCUGCACACUUACUCCGUUCUGAUUGUCGUUGGAGAAAUCGCCACAGAUAGUCAACUGAGAUCAGCAAUUCUCCACGUUGAACAAGGACUCCGAUCCUGGGAUGUCGACCUCACAUCUUUCAACCUCGACCAACAGCUGCGGCUCUUCGUGACCAGGCAUUCGGCCCAAUUCUCCGCCGAGACCCGAGGUCAGAAGACACUUCACCACAGGAGUGACAUCCUAGAGACGGUGGUCCUAGUUAAUCCUGCUGAAUACACAGUGGCCUCUGAGGUUCACUCACUCGUGACAGACCCGUCUCGCCACAAGCUUUUGGUACUGUGCGGACAGACCUCCGACCAGGGAGACCUCAUUCUGCAGACCGGAACCUACUCUUUUCAAAGAUUCAUUGAGACUUUCGCAGACCCAGAGGUCACAGAAGUGCUGAGCAGUACUGACCUUGACACCAAGGCCUGCAUUACCAUUUGGCACUCUGGAGACGGAGACUGGAGCGAUCUCAAACGACACAGCCUGCAGGGUUUCAUCAGCAUCAAAGUGAACCCUGCCCCCAUGCUGCCGGAGAUGGACGGCGUCUCCGAGUUUACCGAAUACCUCACAGAGUCGGUGGAGGUUCCCUCGCCCUUUGACCUGCUAGAACCUCCGACCUCGGGGGGCUUCCUCAAGUUGUCCAAACCUUGCUGCUACAUCUUCCCCGGGGGGAGGGGCGACUCAGCACUUUUUGCCGUGAACGGGUUCAACAUCCUCGUGGAUGGAGGGUCCGAGAGGAAGUCCUGCUUCUGGAAGCUGGUCCGUCACUUGGACAGGAUUGACUCCAUACUGCUGACACACAUAGGUGCUGACAAUUUACCUGGAAUUAAUGGACUGCUCCAGAGAAAGAUUGCUGAACAGGAUGAGGAGCAAUCCCAAGGGUCCACCACGUACAGUGACUGGAUCAAGAACCUUAUCUCCCCUGAGUUGGGAGUGGUUUUUUUCAAUGUGCCUGACAAAUUAAAGAUGCAUGAAUCCUCUAUGAAGAUUAAAAGGAGCAUUGAAGAGGCUUGUCUAACAUUACAGUACUUGACCAAACUAGGUGUUAAACCAGAACCCCUCAACAGGAUUGUCGGUGCCACAAUUGACCCCAUCCCAUUGUUUCACAAGAUGGGAGUUGGCAGGUUAGAUAUGUAUAUUCUCAACCCAGUGAAAGACAGCAAGGAAAUGCAGUUCCUGAUGCAGAAGUGGGCAGGCAACAGUAAAGCAAAGACUGGCAUCAUGCUACCAAAUGGCAAGGAAGGAGAGAUUUCAGUCCCUUAUCUCACAUCCAUCACGGCUCUAGUUGUGUGGCACCCUGCCAAUCCCACAGAGAAGAUAGUCCGCGUCCUGUUCCCGGGCAAUGCCCCCCAGAAUAAAAUCUUGGAAGGGCUGGAGAAACUGAAACACCUGGACUUCCUCAAAUACCCAGUCGCCACUCAGAAGGACCUUUCUGCUGGUGUGACAACUCCCAUAGUGAAGCAGACCAAAAUGAGACAAAGGACAGACAGCAAAGAGAGCCUCAAAUCUUCGCCCAAGCCUUCGGUGGCCAGGGCAGCGAGGAAGGAGGAACCAGCGGAGGAGGCGCUCCCAAAACAGCCGGAGGUUAAGACAGAAGAAGUGAAGGAGGACAAACCAGAAAAGAAAGAGGAGAAGAAGGCAAAAUCUGAAGUGGAGAAAGCAACGACAGAUGCAAUCAAAACAGAAAAGAAGAAGCUGAUCAAGGAGAAAACUGUCAAAAAACACACCAAAGACAAAUUGGCCAAAUCAGAAGAAAAGAAGGACAAGGAGAAAAAGGAGAUCAAAAAGGAAAGGAGGGAGGUGAAGAAGGAAGAUGCAAAAAGGGAAGAGAAAAAGGAGGUGAAGAAAGAUGAGAAAAAGAAGGAAAAAGAGGCCAAGAAGGAAUCUAAGAAAUCAGUCAAAACUGAUUUAAAGCCGUUCACGCCUGAGGUGAGGAAAACGUUACACAAGGUGAAAGGGCCAGGGAAGAAAAUCGACUCCAGUAAAACCAAAGCAGCAAAAGAGGCCACCGCCACCGAGCAAAAGCUUGAGCCCUCGGCUCCUGGUGCCCUGACAGCUGAGCAAGCGGCCUCCCAGUUACAGGAGGAGAGGUCCAUCAUGUCGUCGCCAGAGGAUCUGACCAAGGAUUUUGAACAGCUGAGAAACGAAGAGGCAGGGAUGGUGGAGGCUGUCUCGGUGGAGCCAGGCAAAGGCCCUGUCCCUGUAGAAGAUACAACUCCUUUGGGAGGGGAGUUCCUUCCUGAUGCGUUAGUGCCUAGCCCUCAGCAGGACAUGAUCAUAGCACCGACCGUUACCGAUGCAAAGAUCCCUCUUCUAUCUCCAGAUGAAGGGAUCAACACAACUGAUGUAGAGGGAGAACCACCACACAAAGAACAGGUUGUUGGCCGACCUGAACCUGCCACAGCAGAGAGGUUUGAGGAUGAAGUUGCAGGAAUGGAGGAAUCAUUGGAAAUGAGCGAAUUGGAAGAGAAGGUGGUAAGGAUGGAGAAGGAUAAAGAGAGUUUCGUUAAGGAUAGGCUCAAAGUUCAACUUGGUGAAGAAAAAGACCACAUUGUUGAGGAACAAGACAAAACACCAGAAAAACCAGAGAGAGAGGUCGGAAGGAAGGAUGAAGUAGAAGAAAUGGAAAAGUGUGAGAGAUACAUUGAAACGUUGGGAGUAAAGGAGCAGGUGGAGGAGAGCGAGGGAGAAGAGGUGGUGGAGAAAGCAGAACUGGAAGAAACAGUGGAAGGUGCAGAAGAAGAUAAGGUCAAAAUCAAAGAGAAAGAAGCAGUGUUUGAUGAAGACCUUAAAACCAAGCUUCAAGUCAGUGACAAACCACUCCAGGAUAUCGCUGAAGAUGAAAAGCCUCCAACAGAGAAAAAGGAAAUUUCAACACCAGGGGACAAAGGUGCUGAGAGUAAGGAAGAGCUAACAGCAGCUCCCCAGCCAACACCAGUGGGGGCGGCCACUGAACCAAUCUCAUACAUUCAGGACGAGACCAUUCCGGGCUAUUCUGAGACUGAGCAAACUAUUUCUGACGAGGAAAUUCAUGACGAGCAGGAAGAUCAGAUGUCACACCUGAAGUAUGAAGUGGACACUUAUGACAUCUCUGUGCCUGAUGACACGCGGUCAUUCGACACGGUCCAUGGGAUGAAGGAGAUGAAGGCUUUGUCAGCAGCUGACACGGGGGCCAAGGGUUUUGCCAGAGAGGAGCCUGUCGUCAUUGUGUACCCCUCGGAGAUUGUUGCUGCCCCACUCGCUGAAGAGGAGCACAUCUCCUCUGCUGCUUCCAUCACCGAGUGUGACAAGCUUUCUUCCUUUGCUACCUCGGUGGCAGAAGACCAAUCAGUGGCGUCGGUAACCGCGCCCCAGACCGAGGAGACAGCAAAGAGUUCCCUGCUGUUGGACACAGUCAACAGCAUGGCCUCCUCCAGGACCGAGGCCACUCAAGGCAGGGACUAUGUCCCAUCUGCAGGCACGAUAUCGCCCACCUCCUCUCUGGAGGAGGACAAAUACUUCAAAUCUCCACCCUCUGAAGAUUUCCACCCUGUGGCCGAAGUUGCGAAGACUGAGGAGGAGGAAGAAGAAUAUGAAGACCAGACGCCAAAUGUGGAGGUCCCGACACAGCUAAGAGACCAAUACGCAUCGAUGUUUCCAGAAAAGAGCGCACCAGCUCCCUACUUACUGGGUGAAUACAUUACUGACGGCCACAGUGCUGACUUCCAAAGCACUGAGCAGAAACCUAAGCCUUCCUUACACUUUGAGGCAGACUUGCCCGAAAGCGAUGACAAAUGCAUCAGCCCAGACGAUAGCACGGUGAAAAUGGCCUCGCCAACUCAAUCAGGACCAACUAGUGCUGGACAUACGCCAUUCCAUCAGUCACCGGUUGAGGAAAGAACAGACUCUGUUGAGGCAGAACUCAUUGAACAGGUUCCAGAGCAAACCUCCCUACUCCCCGACAAGCUGGCACCGAGCAAAGACACAAUGCUACCUAGUUCUCAUCAGAGUCCUGUUAGUGACCUGCCAAUGAAACCUGAGCUAUUCAGGGAACAUUUCUUGCCCUAUUCACCUAUUGUCCUGGACUCCGAUGCCUAUGAGCCUGAGCUGACUUCAAAAGAGAAAAUGCUCCACGAGCAGGAGUUGCGAGCAACAGAAAAAAUGGAGAAAGACGCCCAUGAGACUGAACAUGCGCCAACUGAGAAACUGGAGAGAGAUGUUCAGGAGAAAAAGCCUACCCCAGACAAAGCGACAGAACCAGAAAUAAAACCAGCAGAUACCCGAACACACAAGGAAGAGUUCUUGGAGAAAAAAGUGGAAAUUGGAAAAGUUGUGGAGGAGAAGCCUGUUUUUGGAGAACAGGCACCAACAGGGAUCCCAGAGCUCGAACCAGCAGAUGCUGAAAUGAUGGUGUCCAAGAUUCUGGAGCACAAACCUGGAACCAUUGAAAAACUGGAAACUAGGGACUUGGAGAAAAAAUCUACUGAUGCUGAAAAAGGGGCAACAGAAGCUGCAGAAAAGCAACUUGCAGAUUCCGAUAUUGUGGUUAGAUUGGAGGAAGAAAAAUCAUCUGUCGAUGCUGGAAAAGUGGAAAGAGAGGAAUUGGGAAAGAGAACUGGAGAUGUUGGAAAAGUAGAAAAAGAUGAUUUGGAAAAGAAACCUGGCGAUGUUGGAAUAAUGGAAAAAGAAGACUUUGAAAAGAAAAUAGGAGAUGUGGGAAAAGUAGAAAAAGAGGAUGUGGAAAAAAAAAUUGGGAAUAUUGAAAUAAUUGGAAAAGAGGAUUUGAAGAAGAAAGUGGAAGAUGUUGGAAAAGUUGAAAAAGAAGACUUUGAAAAGAAAAUUGGAGAUGUUGGAAUAAUGGAAAAGGGGGAUUUGGAAAAGAAGCCUGGAGAUGUUGGAAAGCUGGAAAAAGAGGAUUUGGCAAAGAAGGCAAUAGAUUUGGAAAAGAAAAUUGGAGAUGUUGGAAUAAUGGAAAAAGUGGAUGUGGAAAAGAAACCUGAAGGUGUUGGGAAAGUAGAAAAAGAGGAUGCGGAAAAGAGCAUUGAAGACGUUGCAAAAAUGGGAAAAGAGGAUGUGGAAAAGAAACCUGGGGAAGUGGGAAAAGUAGAAAAAGAGGAUGUGGAAACGAAAAUUGGAGAUGUUGAAAUUAUGAGAAAAGAGGAUUUGGAGAAAAAACCCAAAGAUGUUGCAAAAGUAGAAAAACAAGACUUUGAAAAGAAAAUCGGAGACGUAGAAAAAGAGGAUUUGGAAAAGAAACCUGGAGACGUUGGAAAGCAGGAAAAAGAGGACCUGGCAGAAAAGCCAGUAGAUUUGGAAAAGAAAACUGGAGACGUUGCAAAAAUGGAAAGAGAGGAUGUGGAAAAGAAACCUGAAGAUGUUGGGAAAGUAGAAAAAGAGGAUGUGGAAAAGAAAAUUGGAGACGUUGCAAAAAUGGGAAAAGAGGAUGUGGAAAAGAAACCUGAAGAUGUUGGGAAAGUAGAAAAAGAGGAUGUGGAAAAGAAAAUUGGAGACGUUGCAAAAAUGGGAAAAGAGGAUGUGGAAAAGAAACCUGAAGAUGUUGGGAAAGUAGAAAAAGAGGAUGUGGAAAAGAAAAUUGGAGACGUUGCAAAAAUGGGAAAAGAGGAUGUGGAAAAGAAACCUGAAGAUGUUGGAAAAGUUGAAAAGGAGGAUGCGGAAAAGAAAAUUGGAGACGUUGCAAAAAUGGAAAAAGAGGAUGUGGAAAAGAAACCUGAAGAUGUUGAAAAGAUGGAAAAAAUUGAAGCUCAGAAAAAAUCAAUUGAAGUUGAACUGUUGACCAGAGAGGAAAUCAAGAAAGUGGAAAAGGAGGACUUUGCAAAGAAAUCUGAUGAUGUUGAGAAGAUGGAUAAGGAGAUACCAGAGAAGAAAACUCCAGAUGCCAUGAAGGAGAAAAAAGAGACUGAGGAAACCAAAGUUAUGGAUAAAGAAAAAUUGGGCAAAGAUAUAUUAAUGAGUGAACUUGUGGAUUCUACUAAGCCCACAGAAGACAAGAUCCCUGCAGAGGCUGAGAAAAUGGAAAAGUGUGUGCAGGAAAAGGAAGACUUGAUGGAAAAAGGGGUUAAAGACAUCCCUCAGAAGGAAGUUGAAGCUGUGAAAGAACAAUCAACAACUGAAAAAUUUCUCACCGAUACCCCAGAGAAGGAGCAUGCAACAAAAGAUGGUGAGCGACCAGACAGUUUCAAGUCUACAUAUUCCCCAACUGAUACACCAGUAAGCUCCAUCGGUGAGACACGAGGUGUACAAAAAGAUAAAACAGAAAUGCUGUGUGAGUCAGUCUAUUCAUCGGAAGAUGAAGAUCUACCUGUGAUUAUGGAAAGUAAGACAAUACUUGCAGAUCAGUUACCACUGACUACAGAAAAGACAGCCAUGCCAAAAAGUGAGGGGGACCUUUCUGUGAAGCCAACAGUUCCUAAGGACGUUUCACCCGUAGACUAUCAGAGUGUUCCGGUGGAUAAAAUUACACCCACAGAAGUAAAGGAACAUGAUUGGUUACAAUCAGAGACUUCUCUACAUCUUCAGACUAAACCUGCAACAGACUCUGAUUUACCCAAAACGGGAGCAAAGUCAGAAAUUCAGGAAAAUGAAUGCAUCCACCUUGCAGAAGAGAAGACAACAGAGCGUCUAGAAAUAUGGGAAACAGACAGCGCACACACCAGCCCAGAAGAAGAGCAGAAAUCGCCUUCAGAGAUUGGAAGUCUCUCAGCAAGUGAGACUGAACCAAUCAGCACGUACGCACAACCUGCCUUCGACUCCACUCGGUGGGAUCCACCUUCCUACCAAUCGCAAUAUUAUGUGGAAAAGGACUCUGCCGUUCCAACUCUGGAAUCCUGUUUAACCAAGUCAUCUUCACUGAAGGAUUCACUCACUGAAAAGAAGGUGGUGAUGGGGAGCCAGCACAAGCAUUCUUCCUAUGAAGCUGAAAAGCGAGAAUCUCCCAGUGAGCUUGAUUACUCUUGGACUGUAGGGAAAGGGCCUGAAUCUGAGCAUGCAGCAAUGUUUGAAAAGGAACUUGACCUACCCCAGGAGCUGAAGCCUUCGGUUCCAUUUCCUCCCGAACCCGAACGUUCUCAGACUCGCGCAGAGCAACUUGUUACUGCUGUUUCCAUGAUGGGACGUGUGGCUGAAGAGUCGAUCAAGAAACCAACUGGGGAGAGCUUCACAAAAGAAGGGAAGCAACUGGACAGUUUUACAGGUGAUGCUGUGUUUAAAGACGAGGAGCGAGCCCUGGGGCAAAAGGACGUCUAUCCUCCCCCUAGUGAGUAUGAGUACGCAGAUAUUUUGAGAGAAAGAGAGGUCGUGAGUUCCAGUAGGUUAACUCACCAUCCACCUGAAGCAUUCGGAGAUCCGUUAUUACUGUUAGACUACCAGCCUGCAUCCCAGAAAGCAACUAGCCCCUCGCCUGCUGCAGAAGUUGACUCCAGGACUGCGCUGGAAGAUAUUUCAUCAGCCAAGGCCCCUGAAGCUGGGAGGAAAGCCUUCACCUACACAGAGAUCGAUGAGAAAGUCACUGCUCUGGGCCUUGAAAACCUGGCAAAGUCUCAGAGGGAAGCGGAAUCGAGAGAUUUUGACUACCUCUCCCGGGAGAGAGAGCUGCCCUUCGAAAUGACCUGGGAGGCUGGGCAGCCUAGAAUGGACUCAGCACCCACGCAGAAAGAUCUAUCGCCUUGUAGCUUUCCACCAGAGGAACCAACCAUGAAGCCUCCACUUUCGGAAGGUGAGCCGAGAGCUGAAGAGUCGGUUUGCUGUACGGAAAUUCCAGACGUGCAUGGACCUCCAUCUCCAACGUUGAAAGAAGCCUCGCUGAGUGCGUUGGGGCAAGGAAAGGGUUGGGAGCUCUCUGAAACAACAGUGGAAGCUGGUCAGGAUGGGCAAGCCAAAGCAGACUUAGUGCAUCGUCCUGCUCAGCUCGAAGACAGAGAGAUCCCAGCUCAAAGCAUCAUAGAGUCAGAAGACAGGUCCACCCCAUCACUGCCUUAUACUGAGAUCCCACAUUUAGACGUUACUGCCUUAGGGAGCAGCAUUGAAUACACCUCAAUGGGGCAAAGAGAACCAGAUUCAAAUAUCCUGGGCUAUUAUGAGAAGGAAGCCGAUGAAAGCAGCAGCGACUCGGAGUUAGAGAAAGGUGCCAAAGAGAAAUCCGAGAAAGAAUCUCCAUUGGGAAAAUCUCACCCAGAAAAGGAGCAGGGUGCUUCCUACUCGGAAAUGCAGGAAGUGGGUGGGAUCGCUGUGUGCCCCAGUGUUGGCCAGCAGCCGUGGGGGUACACAUUGAGUACAGUAGGCAGUGUCCCCAAACAAUGUGGCCAUGAGGAGACUCAGAAGGAGCUGCAGCUACCGAAAUCCGAGAAAGAGCAGCUUACUUCCAGCGGUGAGGAAAAGGAUGUCUUGUGCCCCGGCGAUCUCGCAGGCUUUUCCCACGGACUAAAGCACCCUCCUACCGACGGCAGCGAUGCAGGGCAUCAAGAGCAAGUCAGAUCCCAGCCACAAAUGUUCCCCUUCACCGAGCCUCGGGGCACGGUGCCAUCCGAAGAGGUAGGGAAAGAUCCUGAAGAAACCAGACUCCGGGAGGGACAGGUGCAGCCAAUUCCGGACGAUCUCUGCCUUGGCCGGGAUCAGGAGUCUCUCGGAUCUAUUCAGCAGUCCCCACCUGCUGUUCUCGCAGAGUCGUGGACAACAAAAUCCAAAUGCCCAGAGCUGGAGAGUGUAAAGCAUUCCGGGGCUCCAUGUGAAUAUUCCUCCUUUAUGGAGGAGAGACCGUUCCUGGCUGCACCGUUACAAGACAGCAGGAUAAAGGAUGAAUACUUGGAGGUGUCGCCAAAAGGUGAAUCUCUAAUGUCACUUCCGAGUCCAUUUGUGGAAUGUAAACCAUUCCCACAGGCCGAUCCAGGGGAGCCGAGCGGUGCAAAGUUGGAGGAAGGUCACUGUGCCUCAGCUCAGCCCCAACAAUCCUCCCUCCAGCCUCCCUUGCCUUCCUGCGCCACCACGGUUUUGCCGGGAACUCCCGGUGAAGCCAAAGGGAGAAGCCUGGAUGAGGUCUCUGCCCUGGUCCCAGCAGACGAGGCAGCCUCCCAGUCUGAGGAAGCGGAGGACCUCUUGCCUCUGCCCGUGGAACAUGGCUCAGCUUACCUGUGUGACAUUGAAGACUCCACGCUAUCCUGUCGGGUGGAAUGCCAACGGUCAGAGGCCUCUCCCUCUGCGCGCGAAACAACACUGGAGAAGGUAGUGGUGCCAUCGGAGGUUGGGCAGCUGCUGGAGGAAAGCAGGGCAGCUCAGCCGCUGACCCUGUUCCAACCCCCUCCUCCAACUCAGCAGUUGCCAGCCACCAGCAAUGGCCCGACGGAGAUGAGCUUCAGCCCCCUGUCGGCGCAGGGCACCCCGGAGAAAGAUCGAGACUCCUUCAGCACCUCAGCAAUGUCAGGCGACAAAAGCAGCCCGGGCUCCGAGCACGGAAAAUCUUGCUCCGAGGACGAGGCAGAGUGUCUAGUCCGGCCGUCCUCUCUCACCUCCGCUGACCAGACCUUCCGGCCCUUUCUGCCGGAUGCUCAGAGGGGCAGCAUGGCAGGUGACCAGGGGGACGCUGCCCAUGAGUUGGAAGGGUGCCCGGGGGCGAUGUCUGACCACAAGCUGGGCUUCACCUCGAGCGAGUACAAGCACCAGAAGGACGAGCUCUCGCCCUCAUUCAUCAACCCGAGCCCCCACGAGCUGUCCGACGACGAUGACGACGGCCAUUCCCAGGACGAUGUCCGUACCUCGGUCCAGAAGCACUGCGCCCCCCAGCUGUUGGGUAACCAACCCCAUGUGACCCUGGGUGAAGAAACGCCGCCUACCUCAGGCAGCGAAUCAUUCCCCUUGAACUCUGACUCUGAUGUCCCCCCUGAAACCGAGGAGUGUCCCUCAAUCACUGCUGAUGCUGCCAUUGACUCUGACGAAGAUGCAGACUACCUUCCUGUUGACAAGACCACUGGCUCAGCUCACCAUUCAGCUGCGCGACCAGGCCUUGACCCACCACCUGCUCCCUUGGUGGACCCUCAGCCUCACCCCCCACAGCCGGACGUCUGCAUGGUCGAUCCAGAUGUCCUGGCCAACGAGCAGAACAUCAGCAAGGCGGAACGACUGAUGAAGAAGGACCUGAAAGACAAGGUGAAGAGCACAAAGAAAACGAUGAACAAGUCGAAGUCGGCGUCUCCCGGACGGAAAGUGGAGUUGAAGGGGAAGCAGCCGGCAGCCCCUGCCAGGCCGUCUCCAGCCAAAGACUCCGCUGAGAAAUCGCCGAAGGCAGCUUCGACAAAGAAGAAGGAGAAAGAGCCGUCUGAAAAAGUGCGAGCCUCCAGGGCAAGCGAUGUUCACGUGUCCCGGGCCGAUGACCGAGACGAUAUCUCCAGGUCCAGCCAGCCCAGCAUGGGCAAGGCUAUGGUCAAUGGGAUCAAGUCAAAUUCAGCCUCUACCAACUCCAAGCCCAGCUCGACAGUGCCCCCAGGCCCUCCAGUGUACGUGGACCUGGCCUACAUUCCCAACCACUGCAGCGGGAAGAACGUAGACCUGGAAUUCUUCAAACGUGUCCGAUCCUCCUAUUACGUGGUGAGCGGGAAUGACCCUGGGAGUGGAGAACCAAGCAGAGCUGUGCUGGAUGCCCUUUUGGAAGGAAAGGCCCAAUGGGGCAACAAUCUUCAGGUGACUCUAAUACCAACCCAUGAUACGGAAGUGACGCGGGAGUGGUACCAACAGACCCACGAGCGACAGCAAGAGCUAAACGUCAUGGUGCUGGCCAGCAGCAGCACGGUGGUAAUGCAGGAUGAGUCGUUCCCAGCAUGCAAGAUUGAAUUCUGAGCUCACCCACCUCCAAUCACCCUGCUUGCCAACCUGAUGGAGGAACCCUGCUUUGUCAUUCCCUUCUUAUCUUCCUACACUAAUUUUUAUUUUUAAACUAAGGUCAAAAGCGCAUUUUAAGGCUAUAUUUGCAGCUUAAUGUUAAGAAAAGGAAACAAAAUGAGUGUGACAGCCUCCACAAAAAGGGGACUAGUUUGGAGACUGAUUUGCUGUUGGGGGAUUCAUUUUACUGUGGAUCAUCUCAAAGAUGUUACUGUUUCUGCACAUCGACGAUUGGAACUGGGACACCAUUGAAAUAAUUAGUUUAUUUCUAUACUCAUUGCAUGGUUUCAUAGAUGUGGAAGGCUGCCUGCUUAACUUAAGAUGAUUGUCAGAUUUUCACUCCAAGUGAACAUGUCCAGUUCAAUGAUUCCCUUUGCAGGUUAAGGGACUAAGAUGGUUUUGAGGAACUUAAUUUUAAGAGUACAUUUUGUAUGAAAAGGAAACUUUGCCUCCUAGGCUCGAACGAAAACACACCUUUCAUUUCCAGAGUAGCAUCCACACCCUUCUCUACCCUCUAACUUCAGGCAGGUGGUGAAAAUGUGCGAUAGCAACAUAGAGUUGGAAGAGGGGGCGAGUUAGUAGUUCCUCGUUCGAUUCUCCGCUCUGUAAACUGGCCAUGAUGUAAUGAUGCUCCAGAGUCAGAACUGCAGACUGUUACAAGUCUAACCUUGGGGGUGACAAGUACCAAAAGUCAGAUCAUAGAGGGGAGCAUUAGAUGUAAUGACUUGGUAUAGCAGCUGAAACUGAGACAGUGUUAACACUGGGAUUCAGAUUAAUUGGGUUGGAGAUCAAACAGUCCACUUCCUGGUAUUGUCAGUCCUCUUGUUACAAAGUAUUUAAAUUAUUUUUCUAUCGGUUGUCCAAAAUUUCCUUAAAAGCGGGGACUGAUCAUGUUUUGGGGCAAUCUAUGCAGGGAAUACUUCCAUGAGUGUGGAAGCCUGUCAGUUAUUCAGGCAUUUUCAGUGUUUGCCAUGAGUUACAAUGCAACUGUGAACAAGACACAUGAGCAAUAGAUACUGAUAUAUAUUUAAAGAGACAGAAUCCUUUUUUGUACCAGUCACCUCAAACUGGACGACAAAAACUAUCCCUGCAUAAAAUACAAAUACAGAACUUGGACUAAAGAUCAAUUCACUUUAUUUCUAGCCAUCACAUUAGUUAAAUUGUUUGAGUUGUGUAAAGAAACUCUGACUUUGGAACUGAGAAUUUACCUUUUAAAGGGGUUUUGUUUCAAGUGCUAAACACAACCUAUCAAAGCUAACAAAAGGGGGCCUGUCUCUUUAAGAAGGCAAUAUCUGGUUUUAAAUAGUACUACUUAAAGUUAUCAGUCUUUAAGCACACACACUUCACUGGGCAGAUUCUGAUCCCACAGGUCAAGUGUGCUUUAGAAAGGCUAGUGAUGAUUCCUGUGUGUUUCCCAACAGACAUCCUCAAUGUGAGCUUAUUGUCAAAGGCGUUUGAAGCUUGCCGGACUGAGCGGAACACAUCACUGAUGCAGUGUAUUGUGUGCUUUGCGGACCAAUAAACAAAGUGUACAAAGCAGUGAGCUAUGGUGCAGGGGGUUCACUGUAAUAGUUCCAUCUCAGUGUAAUACAUCUCGAGCUGCAUUCCAGUGACCUCCCUGUUUAGCCAUCGAAUCAGAUUUUACCCAUGGUUUUUCAUGGGGCAGUUCUGAUUCUUCGGCAAAUCGAAAAUGAUGAUGUCUUGAUGUUGAUAAUGUUGCUUAGAGCCAAGUGUUAAGUUCUCACUGGAUCUGACCACCCCUCCCCGCCUCAAACUCCUGGUAGUGGUCAUGACCUCAGUGACACAGCAAUCGAUGGACGAUUAGACCACUGCAUGUUGUACGAGAUCAGGAUACCAUGACCAGACAGCUCCCUAUUUUGAGUAUUGGGAUUUAAUGACAACGGCAGGGUGAGGUGGGGGGGGGGGGGUGUUAAAGUUGGAUAUUGCCUUUUAAACAAACCAAAGGAAGUGUGAGGAACCUCCAUUGUGCUUAAAUAUCAGGUGUGGUUGCCUUAGACAUUAGGAUGAAUGUAGCUAAAUUAAUGCACUACUGCUGCAGCAAUGCAGAGCUGGGACUGGCUGUGUUGUUUUUGUGUUGCCAAUUUACUGCGCUCUGUUCGUGGGCAUAUUUCGGGCAGUGUGGUCCCACUGUCGAUUUCGAGGGAGUUCUGUUUUUGUUGUGUCAUUUCCUUAAAAUCCCACAAGAGGUUUAAACUAAUAGUGUAGGGGACCAAAUCUAUAUCCAACUCGGAUUUAAGGGAAGAGUAAUAUUGUGAUAAAAUUGUGCAGCGUAGGGGAACGACUCCCUGACAGUAGGUUGAACAAGUCUUUGGCUUUACUGUUGUUUUCAGUCGAUUCAUAUAGCUAUGUAGGUGCUCCAUUUCCUAAGCAUUUCAUUGCAGCUGUUGUUAGUCUAAAACAAUUUCGACCAGAACUAUUUGCCCCUUUUAUUUCUCCUGUCACCUCUUAUCAGUUCUGUAAGUUCCAUCAGGUGAUGGCUAAUUCUACCCAGCACGGAGUCCCUUGAACAAUAGAUUAGUCACUAAUUACACUGCAGACUGACACCCCUCUGGAUGCGUCUGUUGUCAAAAUAAUAGGUGCUCAACACAAUAGAGGCUGCUUUUCUCGAGUACCUUCACUUGAAGCUAGCUAAAUAUGAACAACCCCCAAACAACUGAAGUAACAAAUAGUCAACCAAGUUAAACAGUCACACUCUGAGAAUCAGAUCUUCCAGUUAGUCUGGCAGAAUGAUUUUGGGGAGCAUUGGGGGAUACGUUUUUUUGUUCUGAACAUGCUGGGGUGGGUGUGUAAGAAUUUCCCUUUCAGUUUUGAAGCUAAUAGAGUUAAAUGCCCACUUCUGGGGAAAAAAAGAACACUGCGGAAAAAAGUAAACUGACAAAGGAAGAGAGAAGCAAGAAUUAGGAUUUAAAAACAGUAGCAGAAAGUGCUGGAGAAACUCAGUGGGUCUAGCAGUAUCUGUGGAAAGAAAAAAGACAGUUAAUAUAUAGAGUGCAGUAUGACUUCAGAACUGAGUUGCUUGCAAAGUAUGAGUUGGUUACACUGUGCACUAAUUAUAUUUGAGACUGUUUCAUUGCUGGAUACGUCUGAAGAGUUGUAUCAGAUCCAGAACAUUACCUCUGUGUCUCCCUUCACAAAUGCUGCAAGAACAGCUGAGUCGCUCCAGCAUUUUUUUAUUUUCACUUCAAAUCCCCAGCGUCCACAGUAUUGGGCUUCUGUUAUGGGAUAGUGACCAACUCUGGUUCCUGUUCAUUGCUGGAGCAGGGAAAUUGAGGCAAUGUGACAAUGUGUUGGUUUUGUUAAGCACAGGAUCUCGACGCACAUAAUUUAACCUUGUCUAUAGCAGAGGGAAAUGUUGAGGACCUGAGUCAUUCCCUCUGUGUGUGUGUGUGUGUGUGUGUGUGUGUGUGUGUGUGUUGGAAGCGGGUUGGUAUGGAUGUAUAAUGUGGGUUUGUAUAUAUUUAAUGUAUGUGCAUCUAGGCAGCUCAAUAGGAUGACAAUGGAAUGUCCCAAGCAUCCGAUCUCAAGGCAUCUAGAUUUGCAUUUGGAAGUCUUUAACACAGUGUAUAAACAUCUGUAGUUUAGCCUCUGUUGGGUCAGUGUAUAAUGUAAUGCAUAAAAAGUGAGAUGUAUUGUACCUGGUACUGGAUCUGUCCAAAAGCAGAUCAGUGUUUGAGAGUGAAGCCCACAGAUUGAACAGAUUGGUCUGUGCUGUUGGCUGUAGAUCAUUCUUUCUUUUGAAACGUAGUGCUAUCCAAAAUUGAGGGAGGCAUUUAGAUUAGCAGAGGAAGUGUGUAAAGUCUGUUUUGAUCUGAUACUUUAUCUCAUUAGCAUGUUAAACAAAUUGUACAGUGUUAGGAGGCACUGUGGUACUAAACAUGGAGAGGAAAGCAUUCGAAAUGUGCAUUUGAUGUCAGUGAAUUGGCAUUUCUCCAGUUGACAGCUUUUUCACUUCAGAGAGUAGCACUGACACUGAAAUAGAUGACGGAUUGUGAAGUAGACUUUCCACAGUGACCGUAGCACCAGGAAUACGGAGUCCUCUCCCCAGUAUCCCAACGUAUAGGAGGGCAACAAUUUAUUCUUGCAUUACUUCCCUCCAGAUUACCAACCACCUGGUUCUGGAAUCCUUAAAUCCCCUCUGCCCCCUCCCCACCCCCAAGAUAUUUAGGACUUCAUCUUGAACAAGGGGAAAGUGCAGAUUAGAAGAAGGUACUAAAGGGAGUAUUGUUAGUUUUGGGUUGUUUAUAACUUGAGAAAUGUAAAAGGUUUUUUUCUUCUUUUAAUAUGUUUACUUUGUUAUUUCAAGAUCCUCUCCUCAAAAGGAGUGGGCCCGCACUUUUCAUCGUGACAGUGUUCUAACCAUAUUUCUUCAGUACAAAACCUUGUAUAUGUUUGACCAUGACGUUCUACAACAUGAGUUAUUCAUCAUUAGAUUAUAGGGAACAUAACUGAAGUCCAAAGGGAGAUCAGUUCUUGUGAAGCGUAAUUUAUAAUUUAUUUGUCUUGUAGAUUAUAAUCAGUGUUUUAUAUAGAUUUAUAGUUUGUUAAUUUAUAAGCACAACUCUAACCAGUAUUGUUGGAUGACAUGUUUACAUAGUCUGUUUGCACUCCAUUUAUAGAGGCUAUGCCUUUCACAUGGGUUCAUUUGCAUUUAUAUUUUAAUUCUGAAGUCUAAGAGUCAAUGGAACAAAUUCUCUUCUCAUUUCGAUCACAAAUACAUUUUCUGUUGUUUAAAGAAAGGUGCUGAACUUCCAGUUUAGCGUGAGAUUUUUCAGUAACUUUUUUUCUUGAAGAAGUUUCUCCCCCACCCCUUCCACUUCCAGGAGAGUAUUGACACAGAUCCCGAAAGGUCAUAAUUUGGUUGUGAUAUAUUUAAUUCCUCCAUUGUUUUCAUUCACACUGAAGGAAUGACCACUCAAUUUACCACUGCCAGUCUGCUCGCAGCCUAAAUACAUUUCUCACCCCCUCCACCUUCCCUAUCGGUGACUAUUCACCUGUUCCCUGUCUUCUUGCAGCCUAAUUACACUCUCCCUGGUUCCCCUGUAAAUCUCCAUAUUCUGUUUGACAUAGAGCAAAGUUCUCCCACAAUAUUCUUUCCAAUUUUGCAUCAAACUAUCCCAUCCUAACCCGCAGUUUACAGGAUGAGCCCAGAACCUGUCUACAGAGAAUGCGUCUGACCCCUGGGACCAGCUCAGCCUAAAUCCAGUCUUGUAAUGUCUAAACUGUUGCCAACCAGACAUCAGCCUCAGAUCUUUAAUAAAAUGCAUCCUUAACACUCUGGGACUAAGUGAAGUUCUGCAGUCUUUCAAUUUCCAAAUCUCCAACAGUGUGUCAAACAACUUGCCUUUUCUCGUGUCCUAGUAAUUAUUUUCAUGCUGCCUUGGCCUUUGUGCUGUUUUCUGUUAUGGGGUGGCCAUGGUGGUACGUAUUGACUCCGUUCAGUUGUGUGUUAUUUCAAGCCCUUCCCACAGGGAGGUGGUUUCUUUCAUCUCAUUCCUGUGCAAGUUUGUUCAGUUCUGACAAUCUAAUCAUCACCACAUCGAGAGAGAGAGAGAUAGAGAUGUACGUCUUGGCAGGACCAAGGAAAAAUGGAUCAAGAUGUUCAGUGCAGUACUAUGGAGAAAGAACAGAGGAGUAAGACUAAUUAGAUAACUUCCAGAGAGCUAGUACCAGUGCGAUUGGCUGAAUGGCCUUGUUGCUGUAUCAUUCUGUAAUUGGAUAACUAAUUGCAAAAUCCCUUGAAAGCUGGUUCCCAAACGUCUAGCCAUCAGCUGGACAGAUAAACCAAAGCCAAGAUAUUGGAUUGAUAUCUUUUGUAGAACAGCUGCUUUUUCAGAGACAGUUUCAGAAUUCGGUUUCUGGUUUUUGGGCUUUUUGUUUUCAAACUAUUUAUUGUUUCUGUUUAAUAGAGUUUGAGCAACUCUUAGACCCUAAGACGCUUAGAUGGGCAGUGGCCAGUUCAGAAGGUGCAGUGAACUCAGUCACAUAAUGCUGUCUGAAUCCUCCAGAGUGUGGGAAUUUUAUCUCUUCCUUCCAUUGGACCAAACAUUAAAGUGAAACUAGGGAACGGGCACAGGAGUGGGAGUCAGAGGAGGGUAGGUAUUAAUAUAUAGGCCCAAUGUUCUCUGACUGCACUCCCUCUUCCUUAAUCUUUUAUCAUCAUUUGACUUCAGAAUCCAGAAGCUCCUUAAGUUUUACUCUGUGUUAGCUUGACGGUACAACCUUAACCCACUCAAUCCUGGUCGGGAUAACAAAUAUAAUGUUGCGGUAUCCCAAUAAAUUGCCUUUAAAAACAAAUAAAAUUCUGCACCUGCCCCCCUCUCUGGUUGGAUUUUGCCAAGUUUGCCUGAAUGCUGAAGGCCAGUAUUAAGCAACGUUGUGGAAGAUGCUCCAUUGAUGUUCAAAAGAUAUUCCCUCUACCCCACCCCAAAUAUUUGCCCCAAUUUCCUGAGCCCCCAGAGUCAAUGCUCUGGGCAUUACGUAUGAUGUGCAAGCUUCAGUUUUCUGUUCGCUCGCAAAGAUAGCGAGCUAGACUGGUACUGCCUGCUGCCAAGUUCACAGUAAUUCCACGUUGUUUACACAGCAAUAAAUUUAAUGAGCAUUAGUCAAGAGAAUUGAGAAGCAGGUUUUUGUGAAUCUUGUCAAAUGCACCAUAGUUUAUCCUUGCCUUGGCAUUAGGACAAGCCUCUUGCUUGCUGCCAUCUUUUAUUAGGAUGGUCCUACUCCACUAAUAGUGGCAGACAAUGACCCUAAAUCGGCCUUGUACUGUUGUAGUCUUUUUAUCUUGUUCCUCUCUAUUAACCGUCUCAAAAUCUUGUACAUUGUCGACGUCAACACGAGCAUCCUAUUCUUCCUUCCGUCACAGUGAUUUUGAUUAUUUUUAAUUUAACUUUUCAACUGCAUUUUCUAACACACGAAUCCAAAAGGGACCCAACUAUUCAUCAUUUAUCAAUGAGUGCCCUCAUCCCAGCUCCUACAAUGCACAUUCUAAUCAGAAUUGUUUUGAGGCAGUGGGGAGAGCAAUAGUCGAAAUUAAUGUUGAACAUUCCCUGCUUUGUGUGUGACUGAAUUAUUUGCAAAAAAGACCCUUUUCCUUGUGACCAGUAUCUGUCUGUUUAUAAACUACUGACUCCUUCUGAUUUGAAGACUCCACUGACCAGUUUCUGUUUGCAGUAAACUGGUCACCAUUCAAAUUUUAAAAGGUUAAUCCCUUUAUCUCCCCCCAACCGUACCAUUAAUCUUCAGAUUUCAAAGGCACCAUUUCUUUAGAGAUGAGGUGGAUGCCACUGAACAUUUCUGAAAGAGCCCAAGGCAUGUUGACUGGGUCUUCCCAGUGUGUUUUAAAAUUUAUAUAUAUGUGAAAAAGCUAUUUGAUUUUAUUUCAAGUUUUAAAAAAAAGGUGUGAAUGAAAAUUUUCCAUAAAGGCUAUCCAUUUUAGCACAGAUAGGUGUUUAAAAAAAAGAACGUACUGAAUACUUAAAAAAAACAAAGAUGUACAUGUGAGUGUAGAAACUGGCAAAGGAUGUAUUGUGAGCUAAAGAAUAUUGACCUCUCUGACAAUACCAUUUGUGUUUACUGUCUCUAACUGUGAAUACAUCAACCCUUGCAAUCCCGUGGGAGAUACAAAGAGCUAAAUUCAGCACAUUUCCACUUUAAUUUUUCAGUUGGAAGUUCAACGGGAGAGUUUGGGGUUUUCAAAUAUGGGGGAAAGAAUUGUAAUUCAGCAAAAAUUUUUUUAAAAAGAGCCUGUCAAAACUCUUUAGAUUUAAUACAAAGAUGAUAUUACAUUUGAGACACACCCCUGUUUAGAAUAGGACAUUGGGAAUUUAAUUAAAACUUUUUAAGGAAAAGAGACCUCUUGCUUGGUUUUUGCAUGUGACAUUUAUCCCUAUGUUAUAUUCCUGUAUGUAAUAGUUUUAAAAAAUUGAAAAAGAUAUAAAAAGCAACUUAACUGUAAUCAGAUGGACUUGUAAACAUCCUGAAGCUUUCCUCCUUUCAGUUUCAUGGUGUAAAAACAAUACUGUAGUGAUCAUUUCUCUGCGCAAUAUUAAUAUUUAGUUCAGAAUUUGUGUGCAAUAUUCUGUAUCUCUUAAUCGCGAACUACUGAAAUUUAUUGUAAAAGGGAACAGUCUGAUUAUCGCCAAUAAAAAAAGUACAUCUAUUAAAA
Messenger RNA from Stegostoma tigrinum, 19248 nucleotides. RefSeq names its product microtubule-associated protein 1Aa (gene map1aa). The transcript has 7 exons. The record is from RefSeq and is a predicted model, not a curated record. Gene Ontology annotation, cellular component: synapse; microtubule; dendrite. Gene Ontology annotation, molecular function: microtubule binding; actin binding. Gene Ontology annotation, biological process: regulation of microtubule depolymerization; axonogenesis; dendrite development. The coding region runs from base 51 to 11021 and encodes 3656 amino acids. NCBI's taxonomy places the organism in Eukaryota, Metazoa, Chordata, Chondrichthyes, Orectolobiformes, Stegostomatidae.